Astrephomene gubernaculifera is the source of this 6541-nucleotide messenger RNA. The record is from the annotation of a GenBank genome assembly. Lineage: Eukaryota; Viridiplantae; Chlorophyta; Chlorophyceae; Chlamydomonadales; Astrephomenaceae.
GGCUGGGGUUCGGGGGGCCGGCAGGGGGAGCAGGGCGGGGAGCGGCGGGCGGCAAGCGGAGCCUCAAGGUCUCCGAGGCUCGCGCCCGGCUGGAGGAGGCCGAGUGCGACAAGCUGCUGAGCAGCGAGCGGGUGACGCGGGAGGCGGUGAGGGCGGCGGAGCAGGAGGGGAUCGUGUUCAUUGAUGAGAUCGACAAGAUCGUGGAGCCCAGCGGCGGGCGGCUGCACAGCGGCGGGGGCGGGGGCGGCGGUGUGAGCAGCGAGGGCGUGCAGCGCGACCUGCUGCCCAUCAUCGAGGGCAGUGUGGUGCCCACCAAGCACGGCAACGUGAGCACGGAGCACGUGCUGUUCAUCUGCUCGGGCGCAUUCCACUCGGCAAAGCCCUCGGACAUGCUGGCGGAGCUGCAGGGUCGCCUCCCCAUCCGCGUGGAGCUGCAGGGCCUCACGGCGGACGACUUCUUCCGCAUCCUCACGGAGCCCGACAACAACAUGAUUCGGCAGCAGCAGGAGCUGCUGGCCACGGAGGGCGUGUCGCUGGUGUUCACGGAGGGGGCGGUGCGGGCGGUGGCGGCCAGUGCGGAGCAGGCCAACCGGCAGCUGGACAACAUAGGCGCGCGGCGGCUGCACACGGUGCUGGAGCGGGUGCUGGCGGACAUCAGCUUCGCGGCGCCGGAGAGGGUGGCGGAGGCGAGGGCGGAGGGGAAGCAAACCUACGAGUACGUUGUCGACGAGGCGCUGGUGCACCGCAAGCUGGACGACCUGCUGAAGAAGCAGGACCUCUCGCGAUACGUGCUGUGAGGGGGGCAUGGGGAGCUCUUGCCGUACGAGCUGUGAGGGGGAAGGGAGCGAGAGCAGGGCGGUGGUGCCGGUGUUAGGGGCGGCGGCACAGGUGUGAGCGCGGACUGCCGGUGGGCGCCGCCAUGUGAGGUACUGCUGGGGGAGGCUCCUCUGCAAGAGGGAGGAGGAAGCGCAAAGGAGGAGGACGCAAGGUAGCGCGUGUGGGAUGGAUGUACAGCUUGCGGUGGAGACGGACAGGUGCGCGGUGGCGGUGUAUGAGCUUGGUUGAGUCGGGCAAAGAAGAAAAAGACAGACAUGCAUUGCGCUUUGGUUGAGACGCACACUCGAACCAACCACAGAAGAUGUUUGUAUGUACAAGAUGGCAAGGUAGGUCGCGGCGGCAUUCCUGACGUGUCUGUAACGCGGUUUGUAGCACGCUAGGACCUGUUCCCCUCUCGUUGUUGAUCGCAUAAGAGCUGCUGCUGUGCUGCUGUGUGCGCUGUGGUGUACGACAAAGCGAGUGUGCGGCCAGGUGGUAAGCUGGACUGCCGUACCGUACCCAGCCGGGGGGGGGAUGCAACCGCAAGGGUGCACCUCCUGUGACGCUGUGAGCGACCCGGUGCGUGGGGGCCGCGGACACGUGGCCAGCUGCCUAGGGUGUGGCAUUAGGUCAUUAGUAAGCCAGAUGUGGGGGCCAUGGAGCCUGGGUGGGUGUAGGUUAUAGCGGUUUACGGUAACUAGACCUUGGCAUUGGGGAAGGAAGGAGGGUUCCAUGAGGAUAUGUCGUUGCUGUCACGGUGUUAUCGUUGGUCCUGUUGCUGGGACUUUGAACUUUAGGAACGAACGACUGAACGUGGGUUGCGCAGGCCUCAAAACGCGUGUCGUACAGGCGCUGAAAAGGUGGUUUGCCCUUUGUACUCCCAAGAAUGUCUUUGUGUUACCGGUUCUGUUGUGCUGGAGCGCGUGGUGACACUAGGGCUGUGCCUGCGUCGCCUGGCUUUGUGUUGCGUGGCAACCCUAGCGCAAAUUGUUGUGCUGCUCCCGGACGUCCCGGUCACGGCCAGUUGGGGAUGUUUUGAAAGCAAUCCUACUGGUAUAUUUAGAUCGCGUAAAGAAUUGUGAUGCCCUAAUGCACUAGAAAAACCAGCUUGUUCGGACACCAGCAGGACUUUUGUACGGACGAGAACCCGAGCCGUUAGACUCCGCACAGCAUGGGAACAAAACAAGUUAAGCCAAAUGUGUUUCGUAAGGGACAUGUUUAGCACAUGACGCAACGUAUGCUAGAAUCUAAGUUUGCCUUGCUACUCCACGCUGACAGCUAAUAUUUGACACCAUCCUGGCGUGAUGUGUAUGCUAGCUAGUAACGUAAGUCAUCGACUGUAUUAGGAAAAUACGGAAAAGCAAUAUGGCGCCUUUGGGUCGAGCACGGCCGGUCUCUGCUGAAACGAUAACCAGCGCAGCGGCUGAAAGCUCUGCCACAUCAUGCUUUGCCGAUCUUCCAUUUCUGCAAAACAAUCAAUUCAAGCCAGGAGAACGUCCCCUACCUGAACUGCUGAACAUGCUGGUCGACGCGGCCCAUUACAGCCACGACAACCGCAAACUGCAGCUCCCGCCCACCCACGCCUACUCCGUCUUCACAUGGCGGGUGGCGGAGGCGCGCCUCACAGCCGGCUCCACACAGCGCUCCGCAGGCGGCACCACCACCACCACCUCCGUGUCUUGUGGCGGCACCCGCUCCGGAACCAGCUCCGGAGCCCCGUCAGCGACCCUGGCACCCACUUCCACCGCCCCCGCCGCACCCGUUCCUCCCCAUGCUGGAUCCGGAAGCGCAGCCGCCGCGGCCCCGCCGCUGGACCCCAUAGCCGAGGUGCCUGCAGGCAGGCAGCAGGCGGAGGAGGCAGGCGGCCGUGCCCGGGGCGCGGUUGCCGCUCCAGCCUCAGCCUCAGCCACCACUGGGCGUUGCGUCAGUCCGGUUGCAGGGGGUGCAGGAGGCGGCUGUGGCGGCGGCGGUGGCAGCUGUGGCGAAGGGAGGCGGAAUCUGAGUCCUAGCGCAUCGACGGCUGGGGCUGGCGGCAUGGGGAAUGGGGUUUUGGCGGGGGUAGGUCGCGGCGGCGCAGCCGGCAGCAGUGGAGGCGGUGGCUGGGGCAGGGGUGCGGGUAGCUGUGGCGGCGGUGGUGGUGGCGGGGGCAGCUGUGCGCCGUCUGUGGGGCGCCGCUCGCACCCUGCCUCGGCGUCGACGGUGGGGGGGUCGUGGAGCGCAGCUGCAUGGGCUGAGCCGGAGCUGGAGGUUGUUUGUCUGUACGACGGCAACUUCCAAACGGCCAACAGCCGCGGGCGGCAGGGCCCUCCGCGGCGCGUGCCGGCUCCGGAGCACAUCGGCCCCAUCUCCUACCUCUUCAGGUGGUACUGCAAGCGCAGCACUCAGUUCCUGGGCAGCCCCUCGCCAGCUGACGUGCCGGACGCCCCCGCCAUACCGCCGCCGGAGCCGCACCGCCCUUCGCGGACGGGCAGCGGGGGGUUGGCUGCCGCUGCUACUGCCGGCAGCAGCAGCGGGGGCAGCACUGGCAGCAGCAGCGGCGGAGGCGGGGGUAUUGCAGGCGCCCUGCAUACGCGGAGCGUACGAGCCGCCAGCGGCAGUAGCAGCGGGAGCAGCCGCGGUGGCAGUUCAGCUGCAGCGACAGCAGCAGCAGCAAGCAGGGCUGGGGCGCCAUCAACGUCAACCUCGUCGUCGCUGCCUCGGCGGCCUGCCAGUGCGGGCCGCAUGGGCCGCAGAACUUCCUCCUCCGCCGGCGGCGGGGGUAGCGGCGGUGGUGGCGGUAGCAGUAGCGGCAGUGGCGGUGGUGGCAGCGGCAGCACGCUGGGUCUCAGUGUGGGUACGGGCAGCGGGCGGCGGCUGAACUCCAGCCUGGACCCGGUGAUGAGUCUGAGCGAGGUGACGGAGCUGCUGGAGGACUUGGAGGUGGUUCCCCACCUCGCCUCCCGCACCGACGUAUCGCAGCUCUUCCACGCGGCCAGGCAGGCCGCACACCCACACCCGCACCUGCACCCGCACCUAUACGGGGACUCAUUUCAACGGACCUCGGAUGCCGCCUUCAUCGCCGCCACCACCACCAUUACAAGCAGCACCAGCGGCGGGGGCAGCGGGGGCAGUAGCGGUCCCGUGCGUGUCCCCCGCGCCCAGAUCCACCCGGACGAGAUCCGCUUCCCCGCCUUCAGGGACUUCCUCGUCCGCCUGGCCCUCGCGAUCGCAUGCGCCGCCGCCGCUAAUAACGCCGCCACCACCACCAACACGACAACACAGUUCCUGGGCUCCUCCACCGCAGUAGCAGCGGCUGUAACCGGGUCGUCUCCACACAACGGGAAGCUAUCCCGCGCGUCCUCAACGCUUACGUCAGCGUCCGUGGUGACGGCGGCGGCGGCGGCUGGACCGCUCAGUACGACAACCCCGGGUUGCAGCAGCGGCAGCAGCAGCCGGCGGCAGCGCAGCCUGUCGGGUGUGGAGGCCAUAGCUGCCGUACGGAGGUUGCUAGAGACCAUGGAGUUGUACGGAGAUGACCAUCGGGGGUUGAAACACCGCUUGGAUGCGUUGGCUCGAAUCGCCUCGGAUCAUGGAGCCAGGGUCAAGGCCAACAAGCUGCUGUACAUGUCGGGACCCUCUGUCGUAGCGGCGGCAGCAGGCGUCGCUAUCGCCUCGGUGGCGGCGCCGCCGCCAGCGGCGGCAGCCUCCUCGGGCUCCCCAGUGGUGCCGUCGGCAAUCGCGGGCGCGCCGCCGAUGGCCGUCGGCGCCGCCGUCGGGACGUCGUACGGCAACCCGCCGCCGUGGAGCAUCCUGGCGGCGGCGCCAGCGCCGUCGUACUUGCUUGCCGUACUGGCGGAGGAGGACGUUGGCGACGGGGCGGCGUACCGGCCGGCUUGGCGGGAGUUUGGCGCCAUGGCGUUGGAGCUGGGUGUGCUGCGGCCCGGGGAGCUGCGGCAGUGCCGGAUGGUGCUGAUCAACCGCGGGGUGUACCAGAUCUCCGUACGGCUCGACACGUCCGGAGCGCCGUUCUGCACUUGCUCCUACUCCUCCCUGAACUCCCUGCCGGCUGGGAUACCCAGACCCGUAGACAUUGCCGUACAACUAACGGACGUUGGCGAGGUGGUUGGUGAGUUGCGGUUGUACUACAGUUCCAGGCAGGAUCCAAGGGAAAAAGAGAUUGUCGUACCCGUGUACGGCAUGGUGUGUCCGCCGACGCAUGCCGAGGUGGUGGUUCGCGGACGGAAGGUACCAACGACGCCGUCCGAGCGAAGAGCCAUGGCAGCGAAGGCAGCGCGAGACGGCACGGCAACUGCGGCGGCGACGGCGGCCGCCGCGGCGGCGGCUUUAAUGGCGGCGGCGGCGACGGCGGCGGUGCCGCAGACGCUGCAGUACGGGCUAAAGCACGGGACAGCGGCGGCGAGGGCGGCGCCUCAGUCCAGGUCAGCGUCGUCUUCAGCGGCGGCCUCGAGGCCUAGCAGCGGGAAGCCGCCGUACGAUACAUCAGUACGGCAGGCUUGGGGGGCGACGAUGGCGUCGUGAGGGCUUUCGAAGAUGGGAAAUGCAAAUGUUAAGAACGCAAGGAAUGGGGCCUGUAGUGUUGUCCUUGUGGAAAUGCCCUUGUGUAAUAUGAUAUGUACGAAAACUGUUGCCCGGGACGUUAGGCGGCUGGUCUGGUAUGGUCGCCGUUUUCCACCGUAGCUGCAGGAAUGAUGCCUUCCUAGCUAGGACGCAUGUGCAUUAGGUUACUAGCCCAAGCAUUACAUAAACCAGUCGUUGUUUGUUCGGUUGGCCUGUCUGUUACAGCACUGUUUUGUUCGUUGCGCAUGUGUAGCACCUGUGCACAAUGCACCGUACUGGGCCAAAUUUUGUCCUUGUAACCCGGUAUUACUACGCGCGUUGUGCGCCGGGUCAACGCUUGGCAGUAAUUACCCAGGUACCUUACUCGUAGCUAGCCUAACUGCUUGCCUCAAUAAGUUGGAGGUGCUGACUUGUGCUUGAUGACUUAAUACUAGCUUGCUUGGCUAAGGCUAAAACUGUACGAAGGUAUGCGGUCCAAGUGGUGAAGGUGUGGUGUGUGGUAUUGGUGCAGAGCGCGUCCUCCUUCCCCUUUGUCAUGUUAGGCAUCAUUAGAGUGAGGUGCAACCCCUUGUUGGUUGAUUGUGUCUUGGGGCGCGCAUACCGUCGAUGAUCGCGGGUGCAUGUUGCCCGGUUGGGUGCAUGCAUGUUGCCACGGCGCUGCGGCGCGCUAACAGCGAUGGCCGUUGAGUGUGAUUCCUCGAAUGCUGCGUGGGUGCGAUUCUCAUCCUGCUAGCAUACAUGUUGUCAGAGCUUGCCUUGCGCUCUUGCGGUAUGUGGCUGUUUGCGAGCAAGCGCACUGUGACCAGCACAGUGCCGCUUGCAUGAUGCCCCUUCUUGUUGCACGGACUUGCUCUUCUAGAACGGACAGUGAAUGCCGGUAUGCGGGGGAGGACGGCGUUUCCAUGUCCGCAGAGCUUCUCGACCCACCAAGUUACCGGCUGGGUGGGAAGGGUGAGAUGGGCGCGGGUGUGUGGGGCGAGUAGCGAACCGUCCUGUAGGUUGCUCGCACUGUAUACGCGGGGUAGGAUGGUAGGAUGGUGUGACUCGUACGGAGCCGAGAGCGCUCGUAAAUGCAAAGUGAGGUAUGCAUGGGCAGCGGGGCGCACCCCUGGACGUAUCCAUUUGCCGGAGAAAGUAAGACCGCGUGUCAGCAUACGGUACUACCCGU